Messenger RNA from Dendronephthya gigantea, 1864 nucleotides. RefSeq names its product FAD-linked oxidoreductase DDB_G0289697-like. Gene Ontology annotation, molecular function: FAD binding; oxidoreductase activity. The record is from RefSeq and is a predicted model, not a curated record. The coding region runs from base 211 to 1581 and encodes 456 amino acids. NCBI's taxonomy places the organism in Eukaryota, Metazoa, Cnidaria, Anthozoa, Malacalcyonacea, Nephtheidae. The transcript has 8 exons.
GCCAUAUAGUUGAUUAUCACUGGUGAUGAUUCGGCCUUAUUGCGGCCAUAUUGGAUUUGUUCGACUCAUGACCGCUGAUAUUCUGAAGUGUAGGCUCUUCUGUAGUGCGUCAAAAAAUUCUAUGAAUUAUUUCCAACUCUGUUUCUAAAUCAGUGAACUCCAUAUAUAUGUUCUAAAUUCCAAUUUCACAAAGCAUGAAAGCAAUUAAUAAUGUCUGAAACUUGUGCAAAAGUCGGAAGUCCAAAAAUUAGAAAUGAGUUGGUCGAGGAGUUAAGAAAUCUUACAAAAAGCAUCAUAUGCAGUCAAUUGGACCCAGAUUUUCCGAAUCAAGUGAAGAAAGUAUGGAAUGCACGACUAUAUGAGCGGAAACCUUUGUUAUUUGUUUAUGUUGACAGUCAAAGUGAUAUCCUGGAAACAUUGAAAUUUUGCAAAAGGCACAAGCUUCCACUGUGUAUUUCUAAUGGAGGUACAAGUAUGUUUGCUCAGGAUGAUGGUGCUGUUGUUAUAAAACUUGACAAGAUGAAUGAUGUUACUGUUAAUCAAGAGUGCAAGAUUGUGAUAAUGGAACCAGGUGCAAAGCAAAGUGAUGUUGAUAAAACAACUACAAAAUAUGGCCUUGUGACAACUCUUGGUCAAGCAUCAUUUGUUGGUGCAGCAGGAUCGGGCUUACUGUUAGGGAUGGGUCUAAUUGGCCGCAGUUUUGGUUUUGCAAUUGACAACAUUCAAGCAAUAGAGAUGAUUACACUUUCAGGAGAAACAAUUACAGCAAGUGCAACGCAGUUGCAAGAACUUUUUUGGGCAAUGAAGGGGUUCGGUCCUAACUUUGGGAUUAUCACAAAGAUUCAUGCCAGGUUGCAUCCAAUCCCAGUUAAAAUCAUGGCUGGAAACCUUUAUUAUGCUUGGGAGAACAGUGCCAGAACAUUAAAGAACAUGCGUGAUUUCAUCCUGGAGAAAAAUGACAAACGAUUAGCUAUUUAUGGCAUUUUUUCGACAGAGAAACAAAGGGGCAAAAUUAUAUUGUUUCUUCGUUAUGUUUUCAACGGAGACUUGGACACUGGUCAAAAGUAUCUCGAGGAAUUUUGCAAAAAAAGCGCACCAGAUUCGUGGGAUGUCAAACCGAUGUCUUACAGUCAGUUCCAGACAACAGUAGACUAUCUACACCCUUUUGGAAACUAUUAUUUUGAUGAUUUGGGAGGUUUCCCUCUCGUGGAGAUGUCAAACGAGAUCAUUGAUGUUUUAGUCGCUCGUUAUAAUGCCCUGCCUUCUAUUGAAGAGAUGUCAGGAACUGCUUGCUAUAUAUUGACGACGGGAGGCGCUUACUCUGACGUGCCGGAAGAAUCAAGUCCAUUUUUGUAUCGAGCUUCGAGAUUUCAAAUCACAAAUGUAUGUUCAACGCCGAAUGCUGAAUUUCAAAGCAAAGUUGUAGCCUGGCUCGAAGAGACCAUGAAAUGUUUGGCUCCUUUUAAGAUGCAAGUCGAUCCAAAUGUAAGCGAGAAAGUGAUGGAAAAACUUCGCAAAGUGAAAAAACAAUAUGAUCCUGGAAAUUUUUUCAGACAUAAUAUCAAUAUCUCUCUGGAGUAAAAAAAAACUAUAGUGAAACAAAUAAUGCAAUGAGUGUUUUGAAAAUGGAAAUGAUAAAUAUACGAAUACUAUCUGUAAUAAAUACCAUCUGUAAUAAAUACUAUCUGUAGCACUUCUGGAUAAAAUGAAAUAAAAACUAGGUUUUAUAUAAACGUCACUGCAUGUCUUUCAUCGUAAUUGUCAUCUUCCUCGAAGAUCGCUCCCGCACAGGUAUCACCGCGGGAGUUCUGCAUUUGGGAAUGUUUGUCUACGUUUUGCACAAUUACAUGCACACGAGUUUGCA